Molecule: messenger RNA, 3022 nt
Organism: Panicum hallii
Lineage: Eukaryota; Viridiplantae; Streptophyta; Magnoliopsida; Poales; Poaceae
Exons: 4
Coding region: 1519-2760 (413 amino acids)
Source: RefSeq, a predicted model, not a curated record
GACGGCGGCGCGGGCUGGGGGGAGCAGGCGGCGGCGGGACGGGAGGGGAGGGGCAGGAGGCGACGGGAUGAGGAAAGGAGGAGGAGCUGGAUUGAACGGUUACGUUGUAACCAGUAGCACAGUGGCACAGUGGCACGGUGGGUAAUUACCUCGGAAGUCCGUAAGUUGGUACGAAAUUAUUUUAUAACUUUAUAAGUUGGUAUGAAACUAAUGUUUGUGGAGCACCUUUAAGGUACUUAAAAAAACAUAAAUCUGACCCUCAACUCUAUUUUUUUUCUGGAGCUAGAGUUGAUGGAACUGUAUAUGUUUGGAUGGUAAUUUUAUAGAGUUGAUGGAGUAGAGCAAUUUUUUGGAGGUGGAGUGCUCCCAAACGUGCCCUUAAAGAAAGGGGAAGGAAAACAAAACCCUAGUAUGCCGAAUCCAAUCCACGAUGGAGCUGGAGCCGCCGGUGGCGGCCGUCGAGGAUUCCGGCUGCACUUUCGGCUGGUGCUUCUACUGCUGGGUUAGGCUCUGCGCAUCGCGGAUUCCGCCCGUUGCCCCGCAGGGACUACGACCGCACCCCGCUCGGCGCAGAUCACCGGGCGCCGUGGUCGCUGCUCAUCGGCUACCGCCCGCCCUCCUCUGCCGGAACCAGUCUGAUAUGCCUGCGCCGGUUCGCGUCCCACGGUCCGGCCGCGUCCUCGGCCGGAGCGACGACGCCCUCGGGAUCUUAAACGACGUCGACUAUGAUGCCAAGGGCGAGUUGGUGCAAAUCAGCACCGCCGCCGCCACGCCGAGCACCGACGGCCGCUCGCUCGCGCUCUGCCUCUUCUGCUUGGAUUUCAAUGUCCAUGGUGCUGGUGGCGAAGCCAGCUCCCCCCCCCCCCCCCCCCCCCGGGUCCCGUGGAGCUUCUUAUGGAGCUCAAUGCUGCCGACACGAGGAUCAGCUUACAUUCUCCGCCUCACCUUCCGCCGCUCUCCUUCAUGUCGAUCUGCCCCAUCUUGGCCGCUGGCAAACUCUGGACGCUAGGUUUCCUCAACCACUGUGGCCCAACCUCUCUCGUGAUGCUACGCCUUGACAAGGAAUCAGAGAAGUGGGUGCAGGUCGCCACCAUGGAGGUGACAGACUGCGUCAUAUAUGGGUAUGCUGUGGUUCAUGACACCAUCCUGCUGUCCUUGAAGCCAGAGCGCCUCUUCGUCGUCUUCAACUGCGCCACCUGUGCCUAGACUGCCGUCAAGACCGACACCAAGGGGCAGGAUACCUUUGACCCCUUUGCCUGGAUUCGUGGCGAGGUCGUUGUUGACUACAUCCCUAUCUGUGGUCGUGGCCUGUACGUUGAAGAACAUGACACUCUGUGGCAAACUCUGGAUCAGCGCUGUUGCAAUUGUGAUACUUUCCAUGUGUUAAUUACCACCUUCCGAGUAAUUGGCAAUAGUGGGAGCAGCCAUGAGCACUUUAUCCCCAAAGGUGUCCAAGUUUUGCAUUCCACCUGCCGCCGAUUAGAUAUUGAUCCAAGCAAGUCUAGCCUGUCGGACUACAUGUUCUGCUUUCUGCGGGAGUAUGAGGAGAAUACACUGCCCCCUGCAAAAAAGAAGAGAGAGAAUGAAAUGACACCUUCAAUGAGCCUUGAGUUGAUGGUUCCAGCCAGCUCCAAUGUGGCAGAAUCUUCCAAGAUGCUUACUUGUUGCAGGGAGUUUUUCAGUGAAUCGCCUUACAUACUUGCUCUCAGGCUUGAGAACUCUGUAAUCCAAACGACCAAAGAUCUGUAUAUUGUUUGCCAAGCUCCUAGUCAUGCAACUGUGUUUAAGAUUAAUAUUAGGGAUGGAAAGUUGGCGUGCCAUAACCAGAAUCUCAAACCGUACGGCGUGAUGGAUACAUUUGUAUGUUCUGAUCCUGAUGAUCUGAUGGAACAGCCUUUCCCGUGGCACUUUACCUGUGACAGAAAAUCCAUAUAUGCUGUCCCAGACAAAACGAACGGUAUACAUGUUCUUAGUUUGGAUAAGGGAUCUGUCAUUAGCUUGGAGGCAACAGGGCCUACUGGAACUGAUUUUUCAAUAUCUCUCUUUCUUGCAGUUGGUUCCAAUAUCAUUGCUAUAAAUGAUACUCUUGGAGGUGUCUAUCACUUGUCUGAUACACAUGAAUGGGUGCCUCACAGCAUCCAAAGGUCUGUUCACCUGGAAAAGAAGGUUGAGCUGUCUGGAUAUGCGGUCUUGAGUGAUAAAUCCUUCAUGGUUUGUGAUGGAAAAACUGAUUGCUGUUUUUUGUUUGACCUGGACAAGGAUACAUGGAGUAUCGUCAGGGCAUAUUCUGAUAUUUCAAGUUCAUUGCCAAUAGUUCAGCCUACAGAGUGGUCUGCAAGUAGAUUUUUGAGAGGGAGAUCUGCGCUUGCUGAAGGUUUUAUCUACACAUGUGCAGAUGGAGGACUUCGAGCUUAUGAGAUUAUUAAGGUACAAGAUUCUUAUUGCCUCAGCGAAGGGAUUUUUUUGAAGUUUCCAUGGCUGAAGUAUUGGGGUAGUGAUAGAAUGUGCUUGGAUUAUGUUGGUCAAGACACAGCCUCUGGUGCUAUUAUGUUUUGUGUGGUGCAAGGUAAUAACUAUGAUCAACAUCGCCUGGAUGCUCCGGACAAGCAUCGUGUAUUGAUCACCACUAUCCAGAUUAAGACUGAAAGAACGUCCCGUUUUACAUUGAAACCUGUGGCAGUUGGCCAUGCGGAUGGUGGCACAUCCUUCGUUGGUCAAGAUGGAGGACCAAUCUGGACCAGCAGUUGUUUUGCCCCUUGAUUAUGCUGUUCCGUUGCACCUUGUGUUUUUACUAUCUGGCCAUGUGAUUUCUGGCAAUGGAUGCAAGACUAAUCUGGACCAGCACUCAAAACUUUGAUUCUGAUGCUUCAUUACACCUAAACUUUGCAUUGUGGUAUGUAUGAUUACCGUGCAUGGUAAAACUAGCUGGAGAUGCAUUUGAUGUUUUGUACAUGUGGACCAUGAGCAUGUCAUGUAGCUGAAGAUGGACCAUGAUCGUGGUGAGUGAUGACCUGAUUAUUUA